Messenger RNA from Microstroma glucosiphilum, 273 nucleotides. RefSeq lists its product as hypothetical. Gene Ontology annotation, cellular component: respiratory chain complex IV; mitochondrion. Lineage: Eukaryota; Fungi; Basidiomycota; Exobasidiomycetes; Microstromatales; Microstromataceae. The annotation marks the transcript as partial. The record is from RefSeq and is a predicted model, not a curated record. The transcript has a single exon.
CCAACGCGCUCCUCGCGCCAAGCAUGCUGGGAUCAUCGGGACGCCUACUUCUCCUGUCUCACUGCCAAUUCUAUCCUCGUGCCUCCCGGAACCGACACAUCGGAUGGUCGAGGACCGCCAAAGACGGCCAAUGAGACUACAGCAGCGAGAGAUGAGGACCCUUGCAAGGACAAGAGGAGCGGAUACGAGGCCAAUUGCGCAAAGAGCUGGGUGGACUACUUUAACAAGAGGAGACUAUUGGAGGAGCGGCAGCGGUUGCUGUACGAGAAGAGU